Molecule: messenger RNA, 4228 nt
Organism: Thunnus maccoyii (southern bluefin tuna)
Lineage: Eukaryota; Metazoa; Chordata; Actinopteri; Scombriformes; Scombridae
Exons: 4
Coding region: 2857-3747 (296 amino acids)
Source: RefSeq, a predicted model, not a curated record
GUGUAGCCUAAUAUUAAAUAUGAAAUAUAAGAUAAGAUAAGAAGAUAUAAGAUAACAGCAUAAAAAUAUGAAAAUAACACAAUAUGUACACCUUACAACUAUUAAAUAAGGGUAAAAUUACUGACAAAAUUAUAUUCUAUAUUACAAGAUUUUGCUAUUAGACAUAGUGACCAUUUAAAGCUCAAAUGAUGUAUUUAAUGUAACAUGCUAGAGGCAGAUGUUACAUCAGUCAGUCAGUACUCUUUCCCCAGCACUUUCAAGUUAAUGUCCAGGAUACCAUAGUAGGGCACACUCUGACCUGCCUCUAUGGGUAUUUUAGAGGACUGUAGCUUUUGUUUCUGAAGGACAUGGUGGUUGUGCCAGUAUCAGUGAGUAAUACUGGUUAUCUGAGAGCCAGAGUCAAUGAGAGCUCUGCACUUUAUUCCGUUGACUUCCACCUCCCUCUCAUUCCUAGGACACACUAAAGGGGUGUCCCCUCCUCUGUCACCAGUUGUGUUCACCUGCAGUAGGUCUUGCUGCUUGCCUAUGGUUGCCCCAGUUACCAUGAGCUCUAGACGUUUAAAGGCUGAGCUGAGUGAUGUGUGGGGUCUGGGGUUGGUGAGCCCAGGCCAGAUUGGGAUCUGGGAACAUUGCUCUGCAGACCUGGGCUAUACGUCCUUACUUCCCACACUGGUAGCAUGUAACACUUGAGCUCUGGUUUGUAGUUCCAGGAGAUGGCAGGACUCUUGGUGGGGGAACAGGGGGUGGAGCAGCAAUUUUCGAUUCAGGUGAGACAACUUGGCCAUGAUUUCCUCUUAGCUAAGAGCCAAUUUCUUGACCAUCUCUGUCAACUUUGACCACUCUGAGGUAUGUUUUGUCCUUUCUGUCUUCACAUUUGUAUCACACUCUGAUGUGACUUGCACCCUGGCAUAUGUUUUCUUUGGCUUGUGUUGUGACUGGAACUUCUUAGUUUCUUUUGCUAGAUUUCUGAGCUCCGCUUGCAGCUCUCGGAAGCUCAAAAGCCUGGACUUCAUUGGUGAAAUCUUUGCAUACACCUACUCGUCAUUAAGCCCUCUUAGGAACUGCUGGAUGAGUUCCCUGACCUCUGGCUAUGGAUCUAGGGUGCCUUGUGUGUCACUGUUCUCUGCCCUCAGUUCCUCAAAUGCCCUCUCAUGGGUUUGGUCAUGGGGAGGUGGAUUCAGAAGCAGCUUCCUGGCCUCACCACCAAGGUGUCGCACAACAGUGGAAAAGUGAAGGUGCGUUGGGAGCUCUAUUGCCUCCAAAAGAUACUGCAUGUCAUGAAUCCAGUCCACUACAGGUAUCUUGCUAUCAGAAUUACCAGUGAAGACUUGGACAUUCUUCAUCUGAUGAGUCUGCAUGAAACCACCAUCGGCAGCCAAUGGAAGGACUGGGUUGGCUAUGGCUCUGACAGGAGUCUUUAUUGGUGACUCGGACAGGUGUGGGGUGGAGGAUGGAGGUAGAAGUGUAGGUUGUGGGAGUGGAUUGGGGUACAUGCUGACUUGAGGGUUGGAAACAGGUGUCAGUAGAUGUACUGGGGCAGGGGCAUGUGCGGGCACUGUGUGAUAAAAGCUGCAUAGGUCACAUUCAGAGGGGUGGGCGCAGUUGUGUUGGGGCCCCAUGCACCGGUAACAGAUGGGACCUUGGGGGCUACUUCACCACGGGCCAGGUCCUGAGAGUAGUGGGCGGCAGCUUACAACGUGUGCAACUGGGGGGUUGGUCCAUACUCUGAAGCUUGGAGGGUCUGCCCAGCAGAAGGGGGUUAUUCGUAUUGUUCAUUGUCUGUAGUGUUUGAAAACUUGGCAUGGGAACCUGGGGCACAGGAGAGGUACAUGAAUAACUGGUGUAGACCUAGGGGCUAGGCUUGACAGCCGGAGUUUGAUAAUGGGAGGUGGCUGGAUGGUUCAUGGUGGGCUACACUACAGUUUACAUUUCUGGGAGGCUUUGAAAUGACAGGGUUGCUGUGGGCCCGUGCACGCUGGCGUGGGGUGGGAGGGCAGAGGCCAUUGUUGUCUGCACAGCCGGCUGUGGCACUAGAAAGGUUGCACUUGGCAGGCUGUUAUCUGAUCUGUUUGUUCGGUGGCUUGGUCUCAUAGUUGGGCUGCUAUCAAAACAGCAAGGAUGCCUGCACUCCAGAGCCUGGUAAUGUACAUGCAUGAGCUGGAAUGAUAUGGUGAUCAGUAUAAGGUGACAGCAUUGAGGAUUGUGGGGUAAGCUGUGAGCUUAGUCCUGUGUCUGUGGGCUGACAGCAGGUUUGGUGGUCUUGAGUGUGGUGCUGCAGUUGAGGAUCAUGAGCGUAGUGAACUGGUUGGUAAGCUUCAGCCUCACUGGUUGCUGCUGGUUCACUGUGUGGAUGUCGGCCAUGGCCCCCUCACUCAAAAGGUGGAUUUGUGUCCUUUUUAGAGAGUCAUAGUUGUGGAUUGCUGCAGGCCUGGGGGAGGGUUGGAUGCCUGGUGCCACCGCAGAGGGACCCUCCUGCCUUAAUGGAGAAUAUGCAUAGUCACUCAACAUUUUGAUUUGACUUUUAAAUAUAUGGUAACUGAUGGUAAAGACUAAAGCAGCAAAAUAGAUGAUUGUGUGUCUUGAUGUUAUAUGUUUGGUUGUGAGCAUGUAGGACUGUUAUUUCUAGUAUCUAUUGUAAUGAAAUGUGUAAAACAACUAUCAACUCAAAACUAAAAUUUACAUUAAACAUUAAUUAAAUCCAGACUGUCAGUACACAGCUCUAUGCCUAACUGAGAAUAGGAAUGAAAUAAAUGAGCAAGACUUGCUUAAUAUUGGUCUCAGAGUUUUCAUAUAGAAGGGUCUCACACAGAUUAUACUCAUUUACCAUUCGAGUAGCAGUUCGGUUUAUAGGAUACCAUGAAAAGUCCUCAAAUGAAAACACAAGUUUCACAACAGUCUUCAAAGGAUAUGUUGGAGAAGAUGGCUGGCCUGCACUGGAUGACUGUAACACUGGCUGUCUUGCUGUCUGCUGGAAACAGUUUGGCUGCUGUGGACCAGAACCAACUUCGAAGAAUUGUAAAUGAGAUCCUGAACAGGUUUACACCAAGCUACGGGAAUGGAAGAAACUUCCCAAUGUUUAGUGUGGCUGUAAGCAUCCCAUACAACAGUGACACCAAAAUGUAUGAUAUUGGUAAAGUCACUGACGAUGGUGACAAAGUGAGGAAGACAAUUGUAGAUUGUGAGGUGUAUACCAGCGAGAGGAUGGUUGCAGCCACAGUUCUUAGAUGGCGCAAUGUUUUGAGGCAGUGUCCUGGAGGACGUGUGCAAUGGCCUGAUGUUCUGGAUAAGUGUCCGAGAACAGUUAAGACCUGGGCUGAUGUUGAGAAUUGGUGCUCUGGGGCAGUUAAGGACAAAAGAGCUGAUCAUGCAGAGUAUCGUACUCUACAGCGCUUUAACACCUUGGUCAACCGCAAAGAUAACAAGCAGGAUUUGCUGCUUUUCUAUGUUCUUGCUUCCCCAUGUGAUAAAAGAUGUACAAGUGAAUCAAGUCGUUUUAACAUCCUCGAAAGCAUAAAUCAGAUUCUGAAUUGGAAUAAUUAUGCUGUUGUGUUUUCUGAUGUAUUCAAACCCCGUGAUGGACUCAUACCUGAGGAUGAUCUACGUGGAUCCCUUGAGCGACUUGGGAGAUACAGGGGUCACUUAGGGUCAGUUGGUCUGAAUAAUAUAUUCCGUUGUAACAAACAACAGUGCAGGAGCUGCUCCAGCAAUAAUGAAGUUGCACGGUUUUGUUUUUCAAAUCAUCCAUAACUUGGCCCCAGCCACAACUUGCCAUCCACUUCAUUCAUACAGCCUCAACAAGACGGAAGUGGUCAGGGUGACUGAGGCAAACAGUGGCAGCCGAGGGGGCGAGGGCAGACGAGGGCAUGGCAGAGGCUAAAAAAGGGAAAAUAAUAGUAAAGAUGCAGGUGUUUCCUCCUCACAGAGCGGCCUUGUGCAACAUGAUACAUUUAAAUGGCCAUAACUCAGCUGUCAUGAGUCUGACUCUGGUUUUAAAAUGUUGCACAAUUCAUCCUUGCAGUGCCCUAAUAUACUAACAUUGAGGUAUUCUCCAAAGAUCAUGGCCAUCAGAGAGUCAGUUAAUCCUAGCCUGCCAUUUAGGUUAGCCUAUUCGCUUGACAACUAGUACAUUUACAACAAAAGUACAUCUGUAGACUGAUUAGGUUGGGAAAAACUUUGUUGGUAGUGGCUGUAAAGGAUAGGUUCACAAUUGUGUGUCCAUACAGUCAUU